AGUAAAUAUAUAAAUUGUUUAACUAAUGAUUCACAUACUUCGUCUAUGGUCAAUAAAUUUAUAAACCGUUUAAAAUCUUAAAUAAGAACUUUCGUCUAAAUUUGAACGAAUAGUUUCACAAUAUUUAGGCGCCGAGUUAAUGUCAGUCAUUAAAUAGGAAAAAUAUAUAUUUGUAAAAUCUCACCGAAUGAAUUUUAAGUAAAUCCAACGUUUCGCCUGGCAAUCUGGUCCAAGCUUUGAAGUCGAUGUUCAUGUAUAAAAUUUUCUUUUCUACUGCAGUGGUUUGUGCUCUUGGCAUUUUCGGUUUCAUAUUCUUAUCAAUGAAUAUAGAAGGAUAUCCGUUUUUGAUAAGUAUCUCUUUUAAAAAACUCAAUUCUUCCUCUACGACCUCAGGGCUACAGAUUCUUCGUAUUCUUGUGGCGAGAGUGAUUAUUAAGUUUCUUUUUCGGCUGAUAGGAACCCAACUGUGGAAAUUUGAUAGCUGGCCAUUCAAAGGCGACAGAGCCGCACAUAUCUUAAAGAGGAGAAUUUCAGAUUCCUUAAAAAGAACAUUUUUCGCAGCAACAUUGCGAAUAUUAUUCUCCAGCCGAUCACUGUUCGCCAAUAAUCUGAAAGAUAAAUUAUCGCAUCUGACCAAUUCAAUGUGCAUUUACCAAUUUACCUGCUCUUGUGGAGCUAGGUAUAUAGGUCGUUCGAUGCGUACUUUAUCCAAAAGAAUUCAAGAACAUUGUCCGGCGUGGCUAAGAAGAGGAGGCAGCGGUUCAAUAAGAAGUUCUAUAAUCGAACACCUUGUGAACACAGGUCACUCAAUCAAGACAGACUCUGCGUUCAAAGUCAUCUACAAGGUAAGUAGAAACCUUCCUAAGACAAUUAGACUACAUCUCCUUUGCAUUGCCGAGGCAAUAGCCAUACAUUUUGAAAAACCAGAAUUAUGUGUACAAAAGAGACUGGUACAACCUCUUCUUUUACCGUGGUCUUAAUGUAUUAAAAUUUUUUUUCUCUUUCUCAUUACUCUUGUUCUUUUACAGCCACCUGCUUCACCUUCCAUCUUCCCUUCAAAUCUUGUACCCCCAACCGGUUUGUUUUUAUUUCAACGAUCAUUCCGAUUACAUUUCAUCUCUGUUUCAACAUUUUAUGUUAUUUUAUCAUGCUGCGCUACUCUUACCCGAUGACUAUCUAAGCCAUUAUCUAUCAAACCUUCCUUGUUUCUAAAAAAAAUUUUUCUAAUACCUUUGUUUAUUUAACCUCACUGUCACCAUGUAUAUCAUAAGUUUAUUAUCAGUAUUAUUAUCACCCUGUAAAAAUAAGUAUAUAUAUUUGCGAUUGUACAGCUUUGAAAAUGAAUUCGCCGAA
This is a messenger RNA of Schistosoma intercalatum, 1353 nucleotides long. The record is from the annotation of a GenBank genome assembly. NCBI's taxonomy places the organism in Eukaryota, Metazoa, Platyhelminthes, Trematoda, Strigeidida, Schistosomatidae.